Dicentrarchus labrax (European seabass) is the source of this 4857-nucleotide messenger RNA. Its product is annotated as proto-oncogene tyrosine-protein kinase Src. The record is from RefSeq and is a predicted model, not a curated record. The transcript has 13 exons. The coding region runs from base 358 to 2010 and encodes 550 amino acids. Gene Ontology annotation, biological process: protein phosphorylation; cell adhesion; bone resorption. Gene Ontology annotation, cellular component: extrinsic component of cytoplasmic side of plasma membrane. NCBI's taxonomy places the organism in Eukaryota, Metazoa, Chordata, Actinopteri, Moronidae. Gene Ontology annotation, molecular function: growth factor receptor binding; non-membrane spanning protein tyrosine kinase activity; ATP binding.
UUGGGGGGGGGGUCUACUUCACAGUUGGCGUGGUUGUUUUGUCCGAGCCCCACCACCGCAAAGCAAAGCCAAGCCGAGCCGGCCCCCGGCAGCCGUGUUGUGCCCUCUCUGCUCCUGAAGGCAGUCCCCGUCAUGACCUCCCGUCUCUACGAUUCUGCUGAAAUUCGCUAAAUGGGAUUCGUGGCCGGUCCGAGGUUUCCACAGCAACCGGCCAUCCGCUUCCAUUAUCUCUGUAAUGAGGACAGCCAGGAGGAUUUAACACGGUUCCUCUCUGCGCGUCUCUGAUUUAUUGUUUUUGUUUGUUUUUUUUUUUGUUGUAGGGGGGGCUGACUCUCAAGACGCGUCAAAGGUCUGCACAUGGGGGCGGGCAAGAGCAAGCCCAAGGAGCCGGGCCAGCGCUCCAUGAGCCUGGACGGCACCAUCGGCACAGGCUCAGACAGCGGGCACUUCCACCACCUGGGCCCCGCCCAGCAGACCCAGACCCCCAACAGGAGCCCUGCCGUCGGGACAGGCAGGCGGGGGCAUCAAGGGCAGCAUCAGCACGCCCCGACAAACACUCCUGAACUGGCUCUCUUUGGAGGGGUGGACCACACAGGCACCAUCACUUCACCUCAGAGAGGACCUCUGUCAGGAGGUGUCACUACAUUUGUGGCACUGUAUGACUAUGAGUCACGGACAGCGUCUGAUUUGACCUUUAGGAAAGGCGACAGGCUGCAGAUUGUCAACAACACGAAAAAGUACAGCUUCAGAGAAGGGGACUGGUGGCUCGCUCGCUCCCUGACGACAGGAGAGAGUGGUUAUAUCCCCAGCAACUAUGUUGCUCCGUCCGACUCCAUCCAAGCAGAAGAGUGGUAUUUUGGGAAGAUCACUCGGCGUGACUCAGAGAGGCUCCUUUUGAACUUACAGAACAGACGAGGAACCUUCUUGGUGAGGGAGAGUGAGACCACUAAAGGGGCAUAUUGCCUGUCAGUGCUGGAUUAUGAUAACACCAAAGGCCUGAAUGUUAAACAUUACAAGAUCAGGAAGCUGGAUAGUGGAGGUUUCUAUAUCACCUCCCGCACCCAGUUCACCAGCCUACAGCAGCUAGUCUUCCACUACCGCAAGCACUCUGAUGGGCUGUGCCACGCUCUAUCAGACGUGUGUCCUGUGGCCAAACCUCAGACCCAGGGACUGGCCAGGGACGCCUGGGAGAUUCCCAGAGAGUCCCUCCGCCUCGACCUCAAACUGGGUCAGGGCUGCUUUGGAGAAGUCUGGAUGGGUACAUGGAACGGUACAACACGGGUAGCCAUUAAAACCCUAAAGCCUGGCACCAUGUCUCCAGAGGCCUUUCUUCAGGAAGCACAGGUCAUGAAGAAGCUGAGGCACGAGAAGCUGGUCCAGCUGUAUGCUGUUGUGUCUGAGGAACCUAUCUACAUUGUGACAGAAUAUAUGAGCCAAGGUAGCUUACUGGACUUCCUUAAAGGGGACGCAGGAAAGAUGCUUCGUCUGCCUCAGCUAGUAGACAUGGCCGCUCAGAUUGCGGCAGGCAUGGCUUACGUGGAGAGGAUGAACUACGUCCACCGAGACCUACGCGCUGCCAACAUCCUGGUGGGAGACAGCCUGGUGUGUAAAGUGGCCGACUUUGGUCUGGCAAGACUCAUUGAAGACAACGAGUACACUGCAAGACAGGGAGCUAAGUUCCCAAUCAAAUGGACGGCACCAGAGGCUGCGCUGUACGGUCGUUUCACCAUCAAGUCUGAUGUUUGGUCUUUUGGUGUUCUGCUCACAGAGCUGGCAACUAAAGGCAGAGUCCCAUAUCCAGGUAUGGUUAACCGCGAGGUGCUCGACCAGGUGGAGCGCGGCUACAGGAUGCCCUGCCCAGCAGAGUGCCCCAGCUCCUUGCACGAGCUCAUGCUCUCCUGCUGGAGAAAGGACCCAGAAGAAAGGCCUACGUUCGAGUACCUGCAGGGCUUCCUAGAGGACUACUUCACCUCCACAGAACCCCAGUAUCAGCCUGGGGAGAACCUAUAGAACCACAAACUGAACCGAACCUGGGGGGGGGGGGGGGAAGAACCUCAAUACAGAACGAUCUGCACUAACCGACCUCAGAGGAGCACCUGUGGGAGGAUCUGAGCCUGUGAAACUCACCUGGGAGGAACUUGAGAUUCUUCUGUGGAAGCAAAACCGAGACAGAAACCUGAAGAGGUCCCAUCAUGUGCCAUAAAGAAACUGCUACAGAAGAACCUAGAGAACCUCCCUUCUGCAAGUACUCACUGUUUACCGAAGGUUUUCCUUCGGAAGUGAGGUUCAAGGCUGUGAAGGAGAACUCCUGCUGGACGGACUCUGGUUUGAUCGAGGGACUACACUGGCGGGUAGAUGUUUUUGAGAGGUGCGACUUACGUGGGAGGAAACCGAAUCAGGAUCUACAGACGGAGCGAGAGGGAAAAGAAUAAACAUCCUGUUGAAGAGAGAAAGUCGAGGGAGGAUAUUUCAGUCGGACAUGAGCUGUUUUAGCGAAACCUCCCUCUUUCUAUCUUCUAUCGUGUCUCUUAACCCUCGUCUGGUACCUUCUCCGCCCACAGAAGAGCACUGCCACUGUGGCUCAGGUGCCAAAGGAAAGUCUGUCUCUCUCUUCACGUCCUUUAUGUUCUUUAUGCCUCUCUUCCUCUAUUUCUGUCUGACUUUCAGUAUCUCUCUCCAGUUUUCUCAAGUGCUGCUUCUUCAAAGUGUCUCCAAAUAACUCAGCUCUGGAACUCUACUUUGCAUCUUUUUAUUUAUGUUUACUUGGACAAUAUACGUCCUGUGGUUUAGGGUUUUGUUCGAUGGCAGACAAAGGUUCCUGAUAUCAAGGUAAUGCCAGAAUAAACAUACUCAACAGGCAGGUUCUGUAACACUGAUAAUUAGGUCAAUUGAAUAAAAAUUCAAGGCCUUUCUCUCUUAUUUAAUCCUCCGUCUUUCUUUUCUACCACGCUGUACAGCUAUUGCGGCCAGCUGGAUCCAACCUGGAUGAUUAAAAAAUGAUUUUGAUGCAGGUAGUGUUUGACUGCUUGUUGUUUUGAUUUACCUUGAUUUUAACUGGAAAGUUGCAUUGAAACUAAUCAGCACGGUUAUAGUGGCACUAAAGAGCAGUUUUAGGAGUUAUCAGCUCAUUUCCUCAGAGGCGUAAGUGGGGUAUCUUUCAUGUAUCUUUCAUCAAACAUUUAUGGUGACCUACUAAGAGGCUGAUAUGGCUACCCAACCAAUAUUACUGUUUAAUAUCCAACUCGGCUCAAGAUGUGAAAAACUCGGAGUGUAAAAGCCUUCCUCGUGUGCCAAACAAAUCACAUUUCUUUACUGCUGUCCAUGUAUAUAAUGUUUUUAUUAUCAAGGGGCUUACUUCGGGUUUUUAGUUCUUAAACUAGGCAAUUUACAAUAAAACUCUGCACCCUUUCCCCAGUAAACCUCAUGUUAAUGAGUAAACAGGACAGACGAACCUGUUUCUGUUUGCUGAAGGAUUGAAAAGGUUUUGCAGUCACUUCACAGCUGUUGUGUCCAUAAAAAUAUGCAACCAGGCGGCCCUAAUGAAACUGUAAAACUUUGAUCAGGUAACCCUAAUAAAACUGUGUUUAUGACUUACUAUAAGAGGUGAUUUUAAAACCAGUUAGCAUGCUUUUGUGCCGUUCUUCUCUUGACCAUUUGGCUGGGUUUGUAUUUAUGCUGUACUGUACAUCCAACACGUGUAUGUUUAGUUUACUCAAGGUUCAGGUGAGGUGAUGGGAUCACAAACAGACUUCUGAACAUGUGCCAUCAAUUCUUUAUUUUAUUUUUUUAAUAUCUUAUCCACUGCUGCCACUCCUCACUGUCAUACUGUACAUACUGUAGCUCUUUAGAGUUGGUUUUUUGUAUCAUGUAAGCCACUUUCAAAUGGUUGGGUAUUUAUGUUGGGUGUCACACAUUUCACAGUGGUUUAGUUUAUGACGUAGUCGAUGCAGCAACAGUAGAUAUAAAGUUAUAGAUUGUUGCCAACAAAUGCUAUAAAACCCAGUUAUCACAAUAUGAGCCACGCAGCCAUAAGAGAGAUGGUCCACGCCCAGUAAACAGCAUGAAGUUCUUAUCCAGCGACGAUGAAUCCUGGUGGCUAAUUUUAAUCAAUGUGGGUGAUUCUAAAAUCUCAAUGAAGACAGAGUUUGGGUUGUGAUAUGAAAUUAAAAAUGAGGUCAAAGAUGUAAAUAGUAUCUUAAACAAAUGACUGUGACUAUCAUGUAAUUUGUUUUUGUGUAGUUUUUCUUUAAUUGCUCCUCCAUGUUGAGGUUUUUACAUUGAUGCACGCCUGUUCCCAAAAUGUUCUAAUAUUAAGAUGCUACUGUAAAUGGGGCUUAAGGGAUGUUUUUUUUUUUUUUUUUUAAAUAUUGGACUUAUUAUAAAAUCCUAUCGGCAAAAGACAAUUUAAAAUUGGGCUUGAUGUGUAUAUUUCCGAGAACAUAUUUAUCAGUGCUUUCCUCUUUUAGAUUGGGAAAUACCCAAAUCUGCCGCACUGAGCCGCCUGUAAGUCACUGCGACAAUGUGGAAGUUAACGGGCUCAUGACAAGUAUGAGUAACACCAAGGUCUGAUUGGAUUUUCUGUGCCAUAUUAAAGAAGUGUCUCGCCCUUUUUUUUAUGUUUUUUUUUUUUUUUUGGUUUUUAUAAAUCUAUGCAGUUUCGGUCUGGCAUUCCUGCAACUUCAUGGCCAUUUUGUUCUAAAGUCAAUAACAAUGAUCAUAAACAGAAGGUGUGAGCAUUUUGUAAGGACUUCUUUCGUCUUUUUUUUUGUUUUUGUUUCCAAUGUAACAGGAUUGAAAUGGGUAUCGUGCCACUUUAUGUUGAUCUUUAAAUGUGCAAUAAAUUAUAUUUCAAAUGUG